AUGCCCCCGAAGAGGCGCGCCGCCGCCGCCGCCUCUUCAAAGAAGCCGCAGCCAUCGCAGCCAUCGCAGCCCGCCAAGUUCGGCAUCCUCCACUUCUUCGAGCGCCAGACCCAGGCCUCCCAGAACGCCAAGCGCCAGAAGCCCGACCCCCCUGCGCCUCCCCCUCCGCCGCCGCCGCCGCCCGAGGAGGAGCCCUCGGAGGUCUCGCCGGAGGUCACCAAGACGCUUGCGCCGAAGCGUGUCAGGUUUUCUCCCGGAAUGUUGAUUAAGCAGAGCCAGGACGAUGGGGCCGCGGAGGUGGUGACUUGGAAGAUCUCGCCGGUAAACCAUCGCCUUGGUACGGCGAAGUCGAAGCAAUUUCUGGGGAUGGCACCUCAUCCGUACUCAAGCGAGAAAAAUUCCUCCCUUGAGGCUAUGAAGAAGUGGCAUUCAUCUCCAUUGGGCCUGUCAAGGUGUACUACUUCUGGACGUAAUUCAGGAGUUCUUGGAUCUGCUCUAGUUGGUUGUGAUGGCGUGGAGGAUACUCAGAGUCCAUUUCGGACCCCACCAUCGCUUUCCUAUGGCUGCAACGAGCAACUGAGCAGUGGUGUCACUUCUGAGGGAGAUCUCGAACCAUUGGGAGAAGGGCAGCACAAAAAGGCAUUACUUGAUCUUCUAGACCAAGUAGAGGAUGCAAUCAUGGAAGAAGAAUUGCCUGUUGAUCCUGGAAAUAAAGGAGGGCAAACCACAAACAAGGAUAAUACCAACAAUAGCUGUUCUUCUGUUGCCGAUGGUGACUUAACUAUCCCAUCCAAGAAAACCAUUAAUGCUCCACUCUUCAAUAGUUUUCUUGUCUUGGAGGUGUCAGAAAAACAUAAAGCUGAUGAUUCAUCGUGUGAUCACUAUCCUGUUAAGAUUCUGCGUCUUCUGAAUGAACACUCUGGGAAAGAAUGUGCCGUGCAUCUGUGUGAUGAGUGGUUCCACAGUAUUGUUGGGCCUGGUGAUACUGUAAAUGUCAUUGGAGAAUUUAGUAACCAAGGAAAAUGUAUUGUUGAUCAUGACAAUAAUCUUGUUAUUGUCCAUCCAGAGCUACUCAUUUCUGGGACACGGGUUGCUUCUAGCUUCCAUUGUCCAAGAAGGUCUGUUCUUGAUGACAGACUAAAAAGCAAUGAAUAUUCUACCAGCGCGUUGACUGGUACUCUGCUUCACCAAGUCUUUCAGGCUGGGCUACUCAAGGAUGCUCCUUCACGGCAAUUCUUGGAACAACAAGCAAAGGAAGUUCUUCUGAAAAAUAUAGAGACUUUAUAUGCAUGUGGAGCCAAUGAAAGCAACAUGUACUCCACACUCAUUGAAGCUAUCCCCAAAAUGUUGAAUUGGUUCAAGUGUUUCUUAAAGGGUUCAAAAUGUUCUAAUGUUGAUUUUGGACAUAACGAAGGGAGAAAGACUGUUGGAGUGACUGAGGUGAUGGAUAUUGAGGAAAUGGCAUGGGCGCCAAGAUAUGGUUUGAAAGGGGUUAUCGAUGCUUCUGUUAGAUCAAGAGUCGAGUCAUGCAAUGGUGGUUCAUAUGAUAGAAUAAUGCCACUAGAGUUCAAAACUGGGAAAGGAACUAGUGGCCAGACAGCUAUGGAACACUCCGCUCAGGUGAUAUUAUACACACUGUUGAUGACAGAGAGAUACUUGAAUGAGGAUAUUGACUUGGGCCUUCUGUAUUAUCUUCACACAGACCAGACAUUGGGCAUUAAAGUAAAGAGGGCUGAUUUAAUUGGGCUAAUAAUGCGCCGCAACGAGCUUGCUACCGAGAUCCUGAAGGCAUCGAUUUCACAGAAUUUUCCUCCAAUGUUACAGGCACAUGGAGGCAAUGCUACAACUAGUGGGCUUGGUGAUCUAUUUGACAACCUUGUGAAUCACUUAACAGUCGCGCAUCAUAGUUUUCUUAAACAUUGGGAUAGAUUGAUCGAUCUUGAAGCUAGAGUUUCUCAGAUUUUCAGCCUCAAAGGUGGUGAUCCUGUGGUGCUUAGCACUCAGUCUGGGAGAAUAGCAGUUGCAAAUGGAUCUAUAAGAGAAAUAAGUCACUCCCACAUAACGGUCUCUUUGCCACGCCGUUUGAGAAUUCCAGAUAGCAAUUCCUUGUCAGAGCAACAGGAUCUGACACGUGAAAUUUGGCGGAUAGACAAGGAUGAAUUUAGUUCUUCGUUUGCAAUAAUGAGACUCAACCUUGUCCAACUAUUUGCUCAGAAUCCACAAAACUCUCAACUACGCAAGUUGAUUGUUGAUCUUGAGGCGCCCAGGUUUGAUAGUGGAGGGCUGUUUAGCCAAGAUCCUGCACUAUCAUACAUAAGGUCGCUACCAAACUUGAAUAAUGACCAACAAAGAUCACUGCAUAAAAUUCUAGGAGCAAAGGAUUAUGCUCUUAUUUUAGGAAUGCCUGGAACAGGCAAAACGUACACAAUGGUGCAUGCUGUGAAGUCAUUAUUGAUAAGAGGGGAAUCUAUUUUGCUAACUUCAUAUACUAACUCGGCUAUUGAUACUCUGCUCAUGAAGCUGAAGACUGAGGGUGUGGAUUUUAUUCGGAUUGGAAGGCCUGAGGCUGUACAUCCUGAUGUCAGGGCCCACUGCUUGUCAACAACUGAGGCACAAUCGGUUGAUGCCAUUAAAGCAAGGAUGGAGCAAGUGCAGGUUGUUGGAGUUACUUGUUUGGGAAUGUAUCAUCCUUUAUUAGCACAUAAGAAGUUUGACACAUGUAUCAUGGAUGAAGCUGGACAAAUUACAUUGCCUGUUUCACUGGGACCUUUGAUGCUUGCAACAAAGUUUGUUCUAGUAGGAGACCAUUAUCAACUUCCUCCACUUGUUCAGAGUUCUGAAGCCCGAGAAAAUGGGAUGGGCAUCAGCUUAUUCUGGAGGUUGUCAGAAGCACAUCCUCAGGCAAUUUCAGCACUGCGAUGCCAGUACCGUAUGUCAUCUGGUAUCAUGGAGCUCUCAAAUUCGUUGAUUUACGGCAAUAGGUUGUGCUGUGGUUCAUUGGAAAUUGCAAAUGCCAAACUCAAGUUUUCUGGUAGGGAACGAGUGCACUUGAAGUUAAAAGAGAUCUUGAAUCCUGAUAGGGCUGUGAUCUUCGCCAACACAGAUCAAAUACCUGCACUUGAGGCAAAGGAACACAGAACUGUGAACAAUCCUACAGAAGCUCACAUUAUUUCAUGGAUCAUCAAAGAAUUACUAAGAAGGGGUGUAGCUCAAGAUGCUAUUGGUACCAUAACCCCAUAUAAUGCUCAAGUGAAUAUCAUUCAGCAAUGCACUGAUGGUUUGGUUGAGGUUCACACAAUUGAUAAAUACCAGGGCAGGGAUAAGGAGUGUAUAAUAGUAUCUUUCGUGCGCUCCACUGCAAACUCAAGGGCUUGUGGUUCUUCUCUGCUUGGUGAUUGGCACAGGAUCAAUGUUCUGUUGACACGUGCAAAGAAGAAGCUCAUCAUGGUUGGAUCACGUGGAACGCUUUCAACAAUACCUAUGCUGAGGCUUCUUGUCGACAAGGUAGCUGAGAUUGGUGGCCUGUUGGAUCUGACAAAUAAGGAUGUGCAUUCUUUUUCGAGAACUUAA
Molecule: messenger RNA, 3570 nt
Organism: Miscanthus lutarioriparius
Lineage: Eukaryota; Viridiplantae; Streptophyta; Magnoliopsida; Poales; Poaceae
Source: the annotation of a GenBank genome assembly